CUCUUCUGGCUGCCUGUUCUCAGUCAGAGACAGUGUGCUCUUGUGCUGUGCAGCAUUAUCUGUCUCUGAUCCACAAUGCCAAGGCUCGUUUUACCAAAUCCAGGCUUGGAAGAUCGAAUUCCCUCCUAUGAAGAACUGGAGAGGAGGGAAGUAGAGGAAGCAGAUGACCGACCCAAAUGGGACAACAAAGCUCAGUACAUGCUAACAUGUGUUGGAUUUUGUGUGGGAUUAGGAAAUGUGUGGCGUUUCCCCUAUCUCUGUCAGAGCCAUGGAGGAGGGGCAUUCAUGAUCCCGUUUCUCAUCCUACUGGUUCUUGAGGGUGUUCCUCUGUUGCAUCUGGAAUUUGCCAUUGGACAGCGGCUACGCAGAGGCAGUGUGGGUGUCUGGAGUUCCAUUCACCCAUACUUGAAAGGAAUGGGUAUAGCAUCAAUGCUGGUCUCAUUCCUGGUUGGUUUAUAUUACAACAGUAUAAUCGCCUUGGUCAUGUGGUACUUCUUUAAUUCAUUUCAAGAGCCUCUGCCCUGGCACAGCUGCCCGAUGACAGAAAAUAAUACAGGAAUUGUUGAUGAAUGUGCCAGGAGUUCUCCAGUAGAUUAUUACUGGUACAGAGAAACCUUAAACAUUUCUACUACAAUUGAUGAUUCAGGUGUUAUCCAGUGGUGGCUAUUACUCUGUCUGAUAAGUGCUUGGGCAGUGCUGUAUGUAUGCAUAAUCAGAGGCAUUGAAACAACUGGCAAGGCUGUGUAUGUUACCUCUACUCUCCCCUACCUGGUUCUUACCAUUUUCCUGAUUCGAGGACUGACGUUAAAAGGAUCUGUGGAUGGAAUAAAAUUUCUCUUUACACCAAAGGUGGAAGAGUUGGCAAAUCCAACCACAUGGUUAGAUGCUGGAGCACAAGUGUUUUACUCAUUCUCCUUGGCUUUUGGGGGUCUCAUUUCCUUCUCCAGUUAUAACUCUGUUCACAACAAUUGUGAGCGAGAUGCUGUGAUAAUCUCUGUGAUCAAUGGCUUCACAUCAGUAUAUGCAGCCACAGUAAUAUAUUCCAUCAUAGGCUUCCGGGCAACAGAGCGAUACGAUGCAUGUUUUGAUAACAAUAUCUUGAGCUUGACUAACGCUUUUGAUCUGUCAGAAACCAAUCUGACCAGAGACAACUAUGAUAGUGUCCUUCAGUACUUAAACAGUACCCACCCAGCGAAGGUUUCGGAGCUGGAUUUGAAAACCUGUGAUCUGCAAUCCCUUCUCAGUCAGGGUGUUGAAGGUACUGGAUUGGCCUUUAUUGUCUUUACUGAAGCUAUUACAAAAAUGCCAGUCUCUCCAUUGUGGUCCAUCUUGUUCUUUGUAAUGUUAUUCUGUCUCGGACUUUCUUCAAUGUUUGGGAAUAUAGAAGGUGUGCUGGGACCAAUAGAAGACAUGAAAAUCUUGCCAAAGAAAUGGCCCAAAGAACUUAUUACUGGACUGAUUUGCCUAGUGUGCUUCUUCAUUGCUUUCAUAUUUAUCAUAAAUUCGGGAAACUACUGGCUUGCCCUUUUUGAUGCCUACGCUGGCUCCAUCCCUCUGCUGAUCAUCGCUUUCUGUGAGAUGGUGUCCGUCGUGUAUAUUUAUGGCAUUGACAGAUUCAAUAACGACAUCAAAUGGAUGAUUGGUCACAAGCCAAAUAUCUUCUGGCAAGCGACCUGGAGAUUCAUUAGCCCCCUCAUAAUGUUGGUCAUAUUCCUGUUUUAUUUUGUAAUUAAAGUUAGGGAGGAGCUGACAUACAUUGUCUGGAAUCCCGAGUAUGAAGAUUUUCCCAACCUUGACAAGAAGUUUUAUCCUCCGUGGAUAACGGUGGUCAUUGUCAUUCUGGCUGGAGUGCCGAGUUUAGCCAUACCUUGUACAGCCUUGUACAUUUUCAUCAGAAACCAGUGCCGAAGGAAGGAGGACAGGCAAGGCCUCGUCCAUUCAACAUCAGUCGCCUCAGUGAAUGAAAAACAGAAUAAUGUUUAACUCCACAAAACAACAAUGCCUACUUGCACCACUUGCUUAAUUUCCACACACACUGAACUCAAAACAAAAAAAAGCACAUUACUGGAAUGUGGCAAAUGUCUAAAUUCCUUCCUAUUUUUUAUUUUAAAGCGGUAUUUUUCUAUGUGAUGUUGCAGUGCCCAACUCCCUGGCUCAUCAUUGUUUCAAGAAAUGUCCACUUGUUUGUUUGUAUCUUAAUGGAGAAAUGGGUCAGAAACAGAGGUUAGAUACUCUGAAUUGUUAUGUAGGACCAUUAAAUGAAAGGGAUAUUUGCAAUGUCAGUUAAUGUACCGCAGCCGUUUAAUUGAUGCUUUUAGUGCCUUGGGACGUUUCACUGUACUGAUGGUGCUAGAUAAAUACAGGUUGUUGCUGUUGUUGAAGUUGUUAUUUCACAUCAGCAUCUAUAUUUGUUAAGGGACCAACAUCUGUAAACCAUAAAUCAGUAAAACAUGCAAAAUUCUUUCCAGUCGCUGUUGUUAAAAUGUUGAGCAGAGGUGAAGCAGCAUGGCUUUUUACCAAUUUAAGCCAGGACCAAGGUUAAAUGAAAAGACAACUUUCAAUUCAAAUGUUUUAAGGCUACUUUUACGAAUUGAUUCGGCAUCUCUUCCCAGACACAAAACAAAAAAGCCUCGUCGAUAUUCUUCAAGCCCAGCAUAGAAGGGAUACCUCUUCCUGUUUCUGAUUUGCAAAAUCAAAGGUUAAUGAUUCAAAAGGCUAGAAGGGCCGGCGAUGAUAUUUGUACUUUGCUGUUUAUACCUACCAGUCAGGCAUGAAACGAUGAGAAAAUGCUCAUAAUGCAGGGAGACUGUGAAAGACAAAGGGAAAGCCGAGAGCACUUGCAGGUUCUUGUACAGACCGUAUUGAAGUUAAUAAAUUUUAUUCGUCCUGCCUGAUUAA
Messenger RNA from Rhincodon typus (whale shark), 2898 nucleotides. RefSeq names its product solute carrier family 6 member 19a, tandem duplicate 1 (gene slc6a19a.1). Bases 76 to 1983 code for a protein of 635 amino acids. The transcript has 12 exons. Gene Ontology annotation, biological process: sodium ion transmembrane transport. Lineage: Eukaryota; Metazoa; Chordata; Chondrichthyes; Orectolobiformes; Rhincodontidae. The record is from RefSeq and is a predicted model, not a curated record. Gene Ontology annotation, cellular component: membrane.